Messenger RNA from Striga hermonthica, 333 nucleotides. The record is from the annotation of a GenBank genome assembly. NCBI's taxonomy places the organism in Eukaryota, Viridiplantae, Streptophyta, Magnoliopsida, Lamiales, Orobanchaceae.
AUGGGGUCAUCGUUUCAGGGUGCAAACACGACAGCAAAGGGAAUUUACAGAAACCUUGUCAAGGCAGUGAGGACGCACGUUGGAAAAGAAGAACACAAAACCCAUUUCACAGAUUUCAUCAUUCAGGAAUUCAGAAGGGGCGUUAACUCUGAAAACCCGCAAAUUCUGAAGCUCGCCCAUGACUACACUUUCUAUCUUAACAGCGUUCAUUAUCACAAGGAGUUGUUGUUCUCAUACAAUAUCGCGGUGGAUAGAUCUGUUGAGUUGAAAAAAGUACUCGGAAAAUCUGCUUCUAGUGUGGGCCUCCAGCUUCCUGAAGUCUAUCAAUCCUGA